GAAAAGCACUGAGGUUUCCGGCUUGUCCUAGACCGUUGGGAGAGGUAAGAGGCGUGGCCAUUGUAGGCACAAGGAGGGAACAGCAGCGAUAUGUGGAACCAGCACAACUGAGCUGUACUAUUGGCCAACACCUUCGCCCUUCUGCUACAUGUCAAAUGCCGUCUGAAGAAGGGGAGCACGGACAGAAAUUCAGGAAAGGAAUUUCCUCAUAUUGUGCCUGAAGACGGGGCGAAUUUUACGCAUCAGCACAUUUUCUGACAGAGGAUAUGGCCUUUGAGUUUGGCUCCAUUGAUUUUUCACUCCUCUUGUGGAUGUAAUCGGAGAAGACAGAGCCAGACAGCAAGAGUGUCUCUGGAAAUCCCUGCCUUACUUUAAGUAAUGACUGGAUGGGCACUGCAAUUUCUUGCAGCAUGAGUUCUUACACAGAAUUCAGGACCAUUAAUAAAGACACAGGUAUGUCUGUUGUCUUGUGUAACAACAAAGGACACUACAGCUUGUGAGAGAUGCUACGUUUUCUAUGACACCAAUGUCCUCUUUUGCUGUAAGUACAACUCUGGCUGGAUUCAGGGACAAGGGAUACAUUAUUAUUUUUAUACCUAUCCCUUAGCAUCAUACUAUACCUCCUUAGGAUGAAUUUUAUUUUAAACACAACAAACGAAGUUUGUAACAAAACUGAUGACUUUAAGUAUGUACUAUAUACCACUGUAUUCAGCAUUGUUUUUGUGCUGGGGCUAAUUACUAACAUGGCUGCAAUGUACAUCUUCUUCUGCUCGCUUAAGCUCCGCAACGAGACCACGACAUACAUGAUGAACCUAGUGGUAUCUGAUCUGCUUUUCGUUUUCACGCUGCCUUUACGCGUCUUCUACUUCAUCAAUCGGAAUUGGCCUUUUGGUGACAUGCUCUGCAAGAUCUCCGUCGCGCUCUUCUACACUAACAUGUACGGGAGCAUCUUCUUCCUUACCUGUAUUAGCAUGGACCGCUUCCUGGCAAUCGUUUACCCUUUGUCCUCGAGGUCAGUUCGGACGAAGGGUAAGGCUAAGCUGGUCUGCCUUGCUGUGUGGGUACUGGUUCUGGCAGGCAGUCUUCCGACUGGUUUCCUUCUAAAAAACACAUCAGAAAACAGCGAAAACCAGGCUUGCUUUGAGAACUUUUCCUCCAAGCAGUGGCAGGAGCAUCUGUCCAAAAUGGUGGUGUUCAUCGUGACAGUGGGGUUCCUCAUUCCACUGCUGCUGAACGUGCUCUGCUCAGUCAUGGUUCUCCGGACACUCUGUCAGCCCAGGACCCUGACUAGGGGAGGUCAGCUGAACAAGACCAAAAUCCUGCGGAUGAUUGUGGUUCACCUUCUCAUUUUCUGUGUCUGUUUCAUCCCCUACAACAUCAACCUGAUCUUCUACGCCUUAGUCCGAACCAAAACCCUCAACAAUUGCUUGGCUGAGUCUGUCGUCAGAACGAUCUACCCUAUAGCCUUGUGCCUUGCGGUCACAAACUGUUGCUUUGACCCCAUCGUGUAUUACUUUACCUCUGAGACCUUUCAGAAUUCCAUCAGGCGCAAGUCGCAGCUAAACCGCAACUAUGAAAACAGGGUCACUGAGACCCUGCAGUUUGAACCUUCCAGCUUUCAAAAUAGCCUCAGGGCUCUCAGAUCCAAAGUAUUUCACAAUGAAUCCACAGUGUGACAAGACAGCUACUGCAGACCUCAUAAGAUACAACUUCACUGGAGUCACUGGGCCAAAAAAGGUCAAUGCAGGAAAUCAAGGGACACACAACAGGAAUGCAUACAAAUCUUUUUCUUACUGCUGGGGGCAGUUUUGUGUUUUAUUUCUUGGUUUUAACAGGCAUGCAUGCCCUGAAAUCAUAUGGAGGACUAUUGUAUAUUUUGCCACGGACAUUGACUCCUGGAGCCUGCAUUAUGUAUGUAUGUACAUGGAUGUAUAUAAAGAUACUUUUAUAUCAAUUAAUAAGAUAUUGUGCCAAAUAUAAGUCUUUUUUAAACUA
This is a messenger RNA of Brienomyrus brachyistius, 1995 nucleotides long. RefSeq names its product lysophosphatidic acid receptor 6a (gene lpar6a). Gene Ontology annotation, molecular function: lysophosphatidic acid receptor activity. Gene Ontology annotation, cellular component: membrane. Gene Ontology annotation, biological process: phospholipase C-activating G protein-coupled receptor signaling pathway; positive regulation of Rho protein signal transduction. The transcript has a single exon. Bases 630 to 1676 code for a protein of 348 amino acids. The record is from RefSeq and is a predicted model, not a curated record. Lineage: Eukaryota; Metazoa; Chordata; Actinopteri; Osteoglossiformes; Mormyridae.